CACGGGCAAGAAAGGUGCAAGGGGGGAUAUUGGACCCGUUGGCCCUCUGGGACCAAAAGGAGACCCAGGAGAUCAAGGAGAAAAGGGAGAGAAGGGAAGUCCAGGAUUUGGCAUUCCAGGGCAACUGGGACUGAAGGGGGAGCCAGGAGAAAGGGGAAAUGUCGGUUUAUCAGGCAAACCAGGGCAAAAAGGAGCAGCUGGCCCAAAGGGUGAUAAAGGUGAGCCAGGACUGACUGGAAGACCAGGAGAGCCCGGCCUAAGAGGUAAAGAUGGAGAACCGGGGAAGAAAGGGGAGCCCGGGGCCCAGGGAGAAGCAGGCGCUCCUGGGGAGCUGGGAGAGAGAGGAAUCCGGGGUCCUUUAGGUCUUCCAGGACGGCCUGGAGAGAGAGGGCUGAAAGGAGAUGUGGGGGAACCUGGCAAAGUAGGACAGCCGGGGCCUCCUGGAGUUCCUGAGAAGACCGUUCCUUCUCUGGAAAGCUACACCGCCAUCAAAGGAGAGAAGGGAGACCCUGGACCACCUGGCAAAGGAAUGGAUAUCAAGGAGCUGGAGAGCCUUUUGGAAGCCUAUGGGAUCAAGCUGACUCUGUUGAAGGAGCUGACUGACCUCCUCCUGAGGAACGGGGUUGAAAUGAUGACCCAGCAGCUAGCUGGCCCUAGGAAGGGCAAGGGCAAGAAGAAGCAGGCAUCCAAACCGGUUGCGGAAGAUAGCUCACCGAAGGACAAUAUUGCUGGUGAGCCCCUGCCUAGCACUGCAGCAGUCACCCAAGAAGCGCCAACUCUCGGUCCAGACUCCCUGGCUCCAGAAGUGGAGGGACAUCUUCUGCCAUCUCCUUCUACUUUCCCACCCACCACGAUUGCUCAGGUGGUGGCAGAACAGAAGAUUACAACACCUACGGACGGCCAUUUCGGUGGCUCUGUGGUGCCAGCAGUAAUUGCUAACCAGACAGGCCCAGGUGAGCUGGAAGCUGAGAAAGCAAAGGACAGCCCCGAAGGGCAGAACCGCACACAGUCUCGAUGGAGUGAGGAAGAGGCAGCUUUAGAGUUGGAAGCAGCUGCUGAAAAUUCCACUUCGGAGAUCCAGGAGGGAGCUUGGUCACUGGAAGAGUCACCUGUGACAAAUGGGACAGAGGGAGAGUUUGAACCCAGCCCUGCUCAUCUUGAUCCAGAGAUCCAGUUUCAUUCUCUGGAGAAUGCAUCCCAUCAGAGCCCAGAGUCCUCAAGGAAGAGGAAGAAAGACAAAGAUUUAUUUGAAAUACCCUCCAGUCUUGAACUAGAGGCAGAACACAGUUCUUCAGAGAAUGAGUCUCAAGUACUGCUGGGGCCUUUGAAGAAAAGACGUGGGGAGUGGGAAAAGGACCAAAGAAAAAGCGAACAGGAAACUGCAGGUGCUGUGGGUGAUCCCGAGGACGUCAGCAGCAUCAGAGUGCGAAGAACAGUGGAGAAUCAGAGCCUCAUGGUUCGUUCCCCUGGUGCUCUUGGAAUUAGAGAGCCGCUGGUGGGAUACCAUGCCAAUAAUGGGAACUGUCUCCAUACCGCCGCCCUUGCUCCCAAGAAGGGCAUUUCCUCGCAAAUGUUGUCAUGCUGCCAGGCGAACGCUUCUCCAUCUCUCCUACAGGCUUACCCAGGUCCUCAUGGAGCAAGGAGAAUUAAGAAGCAAGAGUCAGACACAGUGGAUCCAGAUUUGCUACCCUGCCAAGGUCAAAAGGGAGAAAAAGGGUCUCCUGGAAGCCAAGGCAACAAAGGAGUAAAGGGGGAACCAGGAGAGCCAGGAGAACCUGGCGAGAAGGGUACCAGAGGUGAUGAAGGUGAAACUGGCCAAAAGGGAGAGCCAGGGAUUGGCUUUCGGGGUCCUGUUGGCCAGGCUGGACCUCCUGGGCAUAAGGGUGAGCCUGGGGUACCAGGACCUCCAGGUGCACAAGGUAUCCAGGGUAUCCGUGGCAAUCCAGGAAUUCCAGGAUCUCAGGGAGAGAGAGGUGUGCCAGGGCUACCUGGAAUUCCAGGGCAAAAGGGGGAACGUGGGAAGAGAGGCCGGAAUGGAUCUACUGGACCGGUAGGGUCUCCUGGACUGCUAGGACAAGAGGGGAUGCCUGGUGCCCCUGGAAUCAAAGGCAGCAAGGGGGAGACUGGCCUUGGCAGAGUGGGUCCCAGAGGACCACGUGGCCUCCCUGGCCCCCGGGGGGAAGAAGGAAUUGUAGGCGUCCGUGGUCCUGUUGGCAUGAUGGGACAAAAUGGCCUUACAGGGCUGAAAGGUGAAAGGGGUGAUGUUGGCUCCCCUGGGCCCAAAGGAGAAAGGGGGGACCCCAUGACAAUAUUUGGACCUCAAGGUUAUAAAGGCAAUAAAGGACAUCCUGGUGAAAGAGGCCCUUCAGGAUUUGAUGGAGACAAGGGCGAGAAAGGGGAGGAUGGACCGGCAGGAGAAAAGGGGGUCAAAGGAGAAGCUGGGGCGAAAGGAGUCCUGGGACUGUUUGGUACAAGGGGGCCUGUAGGCCAAAAGGGUGAGCUUGGAGAACCUGGACUGCCUGGAUUUGCUGGAACUGCAGGCCUUGACGGGAAGAAUGGCAUGAAAGGAGCAAAGGGGGACAGAGGCCUGCAGGGCCAGAAAGGGGAACCGGGAGGAAAAGGUGAACCUGGUAUAACUGGUGACAUUGGGCGGAAAGGUUCAAAGGGUUUACGUGGGCUUCCAGGGAGGACAGGACCUCCAGGGACAGAUGGGAUCAAGGGUGAGAUCGGUGGCACCGGGAAGCCAGGAACUGCAGGGGCCGAUGGGCUUCUGGGGCCAAAGGGUGAACGUGGAAAGUCUGGCACAGAUGGUCCGGAGGGAAUUAUGGGGCAGAAAGGAGAAAAGGGAGCCAAGGGCGUGCCCGGUCUGGGUGGCAUUAGAGGACAGAUUGGCCUACCUGGUAAGACCGGUGUUGCUGGACCUCCAGGGCCACAGGGACUGCCGGGUGAGCCAGGACCACAAGGUGAAAGGGGUAGAAGAGGAAGACAGCAGCUGUGUCUCCGGGGAGCCCCAGGGAAUCCUGGUAACAAAGGAGGGAUGGGGGAAGAAGGCCCAGCUGGUCGGAAAGGAGAAAAAGGAGAUCCUGGACUUUCUGCAGAAGAAGUGAAGGACAUCAUCAGGAGCGAGAUGAGCGACCGGCAGGGCAAAAACCUUCACUUGGCAAAUAGAUCUGAAGACUUUGGUGGCAGUUACCUAGCAGAUGCUGCGCAGAGUGGGGAACGGGAUCCCUUGCCGGAAGGCUUGACAAAGCAGGAAUCAGUCCGUGGAAGGCAGGACAAGACCAAACCAGCCAUGCUCCUGAGAAAAGCCGCUCCAUCGGCGACAGAUCCUUGUGUCCUGCCAAUGGACGAAGGUUCCUGUCUACACUACACAGUGCUCUGGUACUAUCACCAGGGAGCCCACCACUGCCGGCCGUUCAUAUUUGGAGGCUGCGGCGGGAAUGCAAACCAGUUUCCGUCCAAGCGGGAGUGUGAGCAGUGGUGCAAGAGGACUGCAGGGAGGUGACCAGUUGGCGGUGGAAAGAGGCAGAACUCGGCCAUCUCCAAGACUGUACAUAUGGCAAAUGGAGAUGUUUAACUGAAGCUGGGUUUUUGCCACUUACCUGUUCUGUGAACAAAGGAGAUAUCACUU
Hemicordylus capensis (graceful crag lizard) is the source of this 3631-nucleotide messenger RNA. Its product is annotated as collagen alpha-1(VII) chain-like. Lineage: Eukaryota; Metazoa; Chordata; Lepidosauria; Squamata; Cordylidae. The record is from RefSeq and is a predicted model, not a curated record. The transcript is spliced from 49 exons. Gene Ontology annotation, molecular function: serine-type endopeptidase inhibitor activity. The coding region runs from base 530 to 3505 and encodes 991 amino acids.